AUCCCAGCAAACAAUAGACGUCUUUUAGACCGUCUAAAAUUGGUCUAAUUUGUAUCUAUUGCCGAUACGUAUAUUUUAGACGUAUAUUAGAGAUCGAAAAGACGUCUGAUUCUAGAGAUACUAUUUUUGCUCUGUUUUAGAUGCAUACUGGAUGCAUAAAAUAGAUCGUGCAUAGAUAAUUUUUUUUUCAUCUAAACUUAGAUGUCUAUAAGAUGUCUUUUAUAGAUUUGUUAUAAAAACAAGAAAAAAAUUUUAGCUAAUUUUACGGAGCGAUAAUUAUAAAUGACCGCCAUUUAAAAACCCUGCGGAAACUUAUUUCGAAAAAAGCAUGAAGAUUUUAACCUAUGGAAGACAUCAAUGAUUAUUUCUUUUGAUAAAUUUUAAAUAAUAAAAUAACAUGCUAUUAGAGUUCACAAAAUAUUUCGAUGCUUAGCAUGUUUGCUAAAAUCCUUGAAAAAAUGAAAAUUGAUUGAAAGCAUGCUGAAAUUGUUUAAAUUCAGAAAUUGAAAGAGUACAAAAUUGGUUGAAAGAUUAAAUUAAGUAACAGGUAUGGUUGAGGGAUUAUUUAUAGUUCUAAUUAUAAUUAUUUCUUUUGAAUAGAGUUGUUAUCAGAUUCAAAGAUUGAAGAAGAUAAUUUUUCUUCACAUUUUAUUGAUGAACAGAAUAAAACUAAGCAAAGUUCACAUUGUCAAAGAGUUUCAAGUUUUAAUAUGAUUAUUUUUGGUUUUUACACCACUGAAUGUGAAUGUGGAGAGAUGCAAAAUGUUAUUCUCAAGGAGCUUGCAGAAAUAAAAGUUCUUUUAAAAGAAGUUAUAGAAAUUAAGUUUCAGGCUACUGGGGUGAAGUUGCUAGAAUCAGUAGACGAAGUGGUUACACUGGAUAAUAAACUAAAAGAUAAAACCGAGUAUACUAAUUUGCUUUAUAGUUUGAAAAAGAUUGGUGGUGGAAAGCCAAGAGAACAUGUUUUUUUGAUCAUGAAAAGGUUAUUUUCGAAUCAGUUACAGUCCGAAUUUAAUCGAAAAGGAAAUGGGGAAAAGAUAAGCUUAGAAAAUCUAGUAAAUAUAUUGAGUGUUUUACGAGAUAUCGGCGACGUGGAAGAAAAUGUUGACGGCAAUGCAGAAAUAUAGUUUCUUAUGUAUAUUUUUGUGAAAUAAAAAUUAAGUAAUUUUA
Hydra vulgaris (swiftwater hydra) is the source of this 1170-nucleotide messenger RNA. RefSeq lists its product as uncharacterized. The record is from RefSeq and is a predicted model, not a curated record. NCBI's taxonomy places the organism in Eukaryota, Metazoa, Cnidaria, Hydrozoa, Anthoathecata, Hydridae.